Messenger RNA from Polychytrium aggregatum, 4176 nucleotides. RefSeq lists its product as uncharacterized. Gene Ontology annotation, biological process: intracellular sterol transport. NCBI's taxonomy places the organism in Eukaryota, Fungi, Chytridiomycota, Chytridiomycetes, Polychytriales. Gene Ontology annotation, molecular function: sterol binding; RNA binding; protein binding. The transcript is spliced from 28 exons. The coding region runs from base 1 to 4176 and encodes 1391 amino acids. The record is from RefSeq and is a predicted model, not a curated record. Gene Ontology annotation, cellular component: endoplasmic reticulum membrane; plasma membrane; endoplasmic reticulum-plasma membrane contact site.
AUGGCAUCCCAGCCAGCCUAUCCUCUCCAGAUGCCGGCGCCAACGGCCAGCACUUCGCAGCCAUCGCCAAUUCUCACGUCUCCGGAUCUUUCGAUCUCACUUUCAUCGUGCCAGUAUAUGCUGGAGUCAGCCGCAUACGAUACACCAACAUGGCGAGCCAGAGUAUACCGCUUCGACGACGAAGUUGAAGAGCUUGCCAAGUGGAUGGAGGGCCUCAUCAAAUCCUUGCGAAUUUAUGCCGAAGAGCUCAUCCGUAAGAGGAUUCCGUUUUCCGUAGUGUCACUGCAGUACGACUGCGAGGUCGCUGUGAUUCCCAGGAUCCUGCCCUCCGCUACGCUGACGCACCAAACGGCUGUCCAUCAAGGUGGCAACGAUAGCGCCAUCAAUUUGGCGAGCAAGCUGAUACCCCAGCGCAAGAUAUCCAUGCUAGACACCACAGUCGCCCGGACACUUUCGGAUGCCCUCCAGACGAUAUAUGCACUCAAGGCCAAAGUGGUCGACGAUAUGGUCGAGGGUCUGAUUGAUCCCUUCCAGCAGUGUCUGCGGGAGGAGAUUCGUGAGAUCAAGGUGCAGUCGUCACGGCAGAUCCCGCAGAAUCAGAAAAGCAUGAUGCUGCCGUAUGUGCAUGAGUCGAAGCGAGCAUUUGAUCGACUCGCUGAACGAUACGACUCGGCUCUCGCAAAGUACUCGGCUGUGUCGAAGGCAAAGGAGGCGAGUGCCUUUCGUGAGGAUGCCUUUCAACUCUUCGAGGUUCGAAAGCUGUACAUCCGCGAAUCGAUUGACUAUUCCGUCAAGAUUAUCAAGUUCAAGAGCUUCAUGAAGCUGCUCUCGUUGGAUCAUUUCCUAUUGGCCCUAUAUGCACAUUCGGAUUUUUACGAUUCCAGCUCUGAGGUGUUUAGCGGGCUAAAGCCCUCUAUGGGUCAUCUCCGCAAUCACCUUGACGAGUCGCGCAACGCCUCAAACAUCAUUUCCAAAAUGGAAAUAUCCAGGAAGGCUAUUGAGAUUGAGGCAUGCCAAAAGGUUCGGGUCAAUCUCUCCAUAAACGAAAUGCCAAAGUCCCUUUCGAUUGUUCCCGCGCCUACAAGCAGCGUAUCCAUGACGAAUCUAUCUGCGGUGCUGGAGAGCAGCCACGGGGCCGUCCAGCCAAAGAAGCCCGGUACGGAAAUGGAAGGAUAUCUCUACAAGCGACAGAGCGCCAAAGUUGGCCUCGGGCCGGUUUGGUCUCGUCGGUAUUUUGUGCUUCGCAAUGGAUUCUUUGGGUACUGUGUCGCGAGUCCGUCGGGCAAGCAUAGAGGAACCAUCCUGUUUGCGGUGCCUCUCAACGUUCUGCUGUGCAACAUCCGAGUGGACAAGAGCAAGGAACUGGAUCGCCGGUUUGGCUUUGAGGUGAUGACGUCCAAGAAGUCGUUCGUGUUGCAAGCUGAAAGCGAGGACUCCAUGAAUGAGUGGAUCGCAACAUUCAACGCAGCAAAGUAUCAGGCCGCCAACUCUGACAAAUCGGUUGCUGGCGAUCUUGUUGUUACCGAGACCGAGCGUGACAUUGACGACGAUGGGGAGAAGCUCUAUCUGCAAGAUUUUUUCAAAACCAUAUCACCGCAGCGCGAGGCUGCUGCGUCGAUCGAUGAGAGCCUUCUGGAUGACGGAAUCGGUGGAGAUGGCGCGGAUCAAUCCGACGACUCUUCAGGCGAGCUGGUGCCGGAUGCCGAAGCGGUGGCGUAUCCAGAUCCUUCUUGGACAAAGCGCAACCAGGAUCUACACAAUCUCUUGAAAUCGGUUCCCAAAACCGAUUUCUUGAUCGAUGCACUGUCGUGUGCACUCCAGAAGGACAUUGCUGUCCAGGGCAAGCUGUACCUGACACAAAAUCGCCUGUGCUUUCACUCCAACAUUCUAAGCUUCGUGACUGUGCUCGUGAUAGAAAUAUCCGAUAUUCUCUCGAUAGUGCGCAAGAAUAGUCCCUUUUACAGCUCCAUAGUCGUGACAACUGGGGACGGCACAUACACCUUCAAAACAAUCAUGAAGGACGACAUGAAGACAUACGAAGCGCUCCGGAUUGUGUGGACAAACAAGACCAGCAAUGCCCCGAAAAAGACCAAUCAGGAGCUGUUCGACCUUAUAUUCAGUACAAAGAAGGCCGACGAACGAGAGAAGCAAAAGGACCGCCCGGAUGAGGCAAAGGACCCAGCUGAGGCACCAGCUGCCGAAGGAUUCUCAAAGUCACCCGCCGUGGACGAUGGUCUAUGGGAUCGCUUCAAUAAGAAGCGCGGAGAGUCAGGGCGAAAUGCCGCAGCUUGGACAACGACAAUGCCUCAGACUCGCGACCUUACUCUAGUCGUCCCGGUGAACAACCCGAUGGUUAAGGCUAAGGAGGCGGAUGUCAAUCAGAAGGAAACGAUCAGUACAAGGAACGAGGGCAUAGUGUAUGUAAUCGAUGCGCAGAGCCAAACGCCCGGAGUUCCCUACGGCGAUUCGUUCGCUCUGUUGAUGCGGUACUGCAUCACCUGGGUCACAAAGGACUCGUGCAAGCUCCUGAUCACCGGAGGGGUCAAGUGGUUCAAAAGCCCGAUGGUGAAAGGCAUCAUCAAAUCGGCGGCAGUCAAGGGCAUAACCGACACUGCCGCAGACAUGGUCAAUCACUUGAAAGCGGAAGUCGAGGAAACCUUGGAGGCGGCGGCGCUUGUGAGCGAGUACGAGCGAGAUCUGCUCGAGGCCGAGUUCCUCAACUGGUUCAGCGACCGGUUGCUGGACUGCUCUGUCGACGCAUCAAGUAGCGCUGCACACUUUCACCUGCACUCGGCCGAUCCCUCUGCGCCCGGCAACCCUGCCCAUGGCGACUCUGCAUCCGCCCUUGGCUUCUGCGACGAGUUGAUCCCACAGAUCCCAUAUACUCGAGUGUAUCGGACGACCAGCACGCCCAAAAUGAGUCUGUUUUCGUCUGUGUUCGGCAACCUGGAGGGCAAGAUCGACAAGAGCUUGGACUCGCUGUUCAAGUCCAGCGCCAAACCUGCCUCGUCCACAUUGCCGAGCCAGCCAAGUGUGUCUGUGCAGCCGCCUCAACAGACCCUCGCCAAGAAUGUCAAAGUCGAAAAAGCCUCCCCGACCAAGCAAAGUGAAGCCCCGAAAAGCGACAAGGCUGCAAAGAAACAGCUAGUCAAGCAUGAAAAGUCCGAGCAACUCCCAAAGAAGCAAAGCCCGCAACCAACUGCCUCGCCUGCAACGGGAAAGCAAAAGCGAAAGUCGGGCGAGCAAGCAGCAUCGGAGACUGUCGAUUCGUCCAGCCAGACUGCUCCCAAGCACGAGAAGAAAAAGUUCAAACCCGAUAACAACAAGGACGGCAAGGCCAUCCAGGGUGCGCAAACAACAGCCGCCUCAGCCAACGAGCUUGCGGCAGAGUCACCGGCCGAUGCGGCCAACGAACUGCUGCCGGCACACGACCCGGAGCGACUGGCGCGGACAGUCUUUAUCGGGAAUCUCAAUAUUAGCGUCGCUGAAAAGGCCAAUGUCAAAAAGUUCAAGCAGUUCAUGUCACAGUUUGGACCUUUGGAGAGCAUCCGGUUCCGCUCGGUGGCUUUUUCAAAGCCCAUAUCGAGGAAGGCAGCCUUCAUCACCAAGCAACUGCAUCCAGAGCGAGACUCUAUGAAUGCCUAUGUCAUCUACAAGUCGAAGGACUCUGUCGAGAAGGCCCUGAGCCUCAACGGCACCAUUUACGAGGAGAAGCACAUUCGAGUCGAUCGCGUGCAGCCCAAGGACACAAAAAAAGAGCACGACGCCAAGCGGGCUGUCUUCAUCGGCAAUCUGGCAUUUGAUGUUUCGGAUGAGGCACUCUGGGAGUUCGUCAAGGACGUUGGGGAUAUUGAGUAUAUCCGUGUUAUCCGAGAUGGCAAGACGAACGUCGGCAAAGGCUUCGGCUACGUCCAGUUCAACGACCGAUCCAGCGUUUCGCUGGCGCUGCAGCUCAACAACGAAAAGAUCGGCAACAGGCCUGUGCGAGUGACCAAAUGCAAAUCGGAAACCGCCUUGAACCAGAAGAAGACCUCGUUCGAAGGAACACAUGCCGUCAAGGGCAAGAUCAAGCAGCUUAAAUCCAAGAAGGGCGCAUUCACCAACGGCAAGCCAAAAUCGGGAGCCCAGCGGCGACUGGAGCAAAAGAAGAAGCAGAAGAAAACGGCGGCGAAAUGA